AUGGCUACCGUUCAUCUGAUAUCAUCUUCACUCUUCAUCCAAUCCAGGGGAAGAAGAUACAACUCCAUAUCCUCUUUCAAGAGUCUCCAGAAACGCACAGUUUUGUCUCUCUCGUCUGCUCUCACCUCACAAGGUGGAGAUAUGAUUCCACCAGAGGGAAAAGGCAAUGAUCGCAACCCCAACUUUGACUUCAAGUCCUAUAUGAUAAGUAAAGCCGAAUCUGUAAACGCAGCUCUCGACGUGUCCGUACCGCUUUUCAAACCCCUCACGAUCGAAGAGGCGGUGCGAUACUCAUUGCUAGCGGGUGGAAAACGUGUGAGGCCUCUGCUCUGCAUUGCUGCCUGCGAGCUAGUGGGUGGCGACGAGGCCACUGCCAUGUCAUCCGCUUGUGCGGUGGAGAUGAUCCACACAAACUCUCUAAUUCAUGACGACCUUCCCUGUAUGGACAAUGCGGACGUCCGCAGAGGCAAGCCUACCAACCACAAGGUAUUUGGAGAAGCCAUGGCUGUUUUGGCAGGUGACACACUUCAUGCUUUGGCGUUUGAGACCAUGACGGUCAUGUCAAGUGGGUUCAUCUCUCCCGAGAGGAUGGUUCGCGCUGUUACUGAGCUCGCCGGGGCCAUAGGGACAAAAGGGCUAGUGGCAGGGCAAGUUAUUGACCUAAGCAGUGAAGGAUUAAAUCCAGAGGACGCUGGAUUAGAGCGUCUAGAGUUCAUCCACCUUCAUAAAACUGCGGCAUUAUUGGAGGCAGCGGCGGUUAUAGGGGUUAUAAUGGGAGGUGGAACAGAUGAAGAGAUAGAGAAGCUUAGAAAGUAUGCGAGAUGUAUCGGGCUGUUGUUUCAAGUGGUUGAUGAUAUUCUCGACGUGACUAAAUCUACUGAGGAAUUAGGUAAGAGCGCAGGAAAAGACGCCAUCGCCGGAAAAUUGACGUAUCCAAGGUUGAUCGGUUUGGAGAAAUCGAGGGAACUGGCGGAGAAACUGAGAAGAGAAGCAGAGGAACAGCUUCUAGGGUUUGAUUCGGUUAAGGCCACACCUCUAGUGGCUCUGGCUAGCUACAUUGCCAGCAGAAACAAUUAAUUCUUUGCAGGAAAUGUUGUCUGCGAUCAUUCGUCAUGUUUGUUUCAAACCUACAUAUAAUCAAGUUCCUCUUUUAUGUUCUUAUUUCAUAUAAACAAUAAAAGGUCUAUUGCUUUUC
Messenger RNA from Eruca vesicaria subsp. sativa (arugula), 1195 nucleotides. The record is from the annotation of a GenBank genome assembly. NCBI's taxonomy places the organism in Eukaryota, Viridiplantae, Streptophyta, Magnoliopsida, Brassicales, Brassicaceae.